Musca vetustissima is the source of this 564-nucleotide messenger RNA. RefSeq lists its product as uncharacterized. NCBI's taxonomy places the organism in Eukaryota, Metazoa, Arthropoda, Insecta, Diptera, Muscidae. Bases 1 to 564 code for a protein of 187 amino acids. The record is from RefSeq and is a predicted model, not a curated record. The transcript has 3 exons.
AUGACAGUUCUAGUUAGACCACUAACUGCCAUGAAAGUUGUUCCGUGUUGUAUUUUCCUGACCUUGACAAUUUGCAAUUUAACCUCGGCCUUGAAGGCCAAAUUCACCAAAUUGGAAUGUUUCGAAUAUGAUAAGCCAUUCGCCACAAUACCCAAAUGUUAUUUGAAGGCCCUGUCGCGCUAUCGUACGGCAUUGAAUGUUCAUGUGGCCCUGCAUCAGGUUCCCGUGAAUAAUGUUUCGUUCAAUGGCGCCUUUUACCAAAAAAGUAACAAUGGCUAUCGACCCUUGAUGUACAAUAACACAGUGGAUUUUUGUAGUUUCUAUAAAAAUCCAAAUCGUUUUGUAUUUUGGAAAAUAAUAUUUUUCAACAUUAUUGCGCCGUCAUCAAAUAUCAAUCACACUUGUCCAUAUAAUCAUGACAUUAUUGUCAAAAAUUUAAUAUUAGAUGGAGAAAUGUUUCGAAUGAUACCCUUCCCGCCAAAUGAAUAUUCGUUCAGGAUAAAAGUUGCAGCCUAUAAUCAUGAUAAGGCUGAAAUACGUGCAAAUGUACAGAUCAUGGAAUAA